This is a messenger RNA of Eleginops maclovinus (Patagonian blennie), 3838 nucleotides long. It is a transcript of the gene ripor3, whose product is annotated as RIPOR family member 3. The transcript is spliced from 26 exons. Bases 215 to 3250 code for a protein of 1011 amino acids. The record is from RefSeq and is a predicted model, not a curated record. Lineage: Eukaryota; Metazoa; Chordata; Actinopteri; Perciformes; Eleginopidae.
ACACACACACACACACACACACACACACACACACACACAACACAACACUGGAUAUGACUCGUGUGGUGUGCUGGACUCGGAGUGACAGUUGGGAAUAAUAACCGGUUCUGCAUCCAGUCAGUGUUUUUUCGAAGAUGAAGUGACACCAGCAGAACCUGCAGCCCCGACAGAACCCAGUUUGAAUGCUUCCAUCAGAAGAAACAUAACAUAAAAGAUGUCGGUGAAGCUGCGAUUCGAAUCCCCCGCAGAUGGAGGUUUGGUCAACAGGAGCCGCUCCUUCACCGGGUUCAGCUCUCUGACCGGACGACAACGGUCGUCUUCUGUUCGUAACUCUCUGCGCUCCAAGGCCAAUUCUGGAGGUAAAUCUCCCAGAAUGCACAACAGAGCUCUCUGGUCUCUGCAGCCGGAGACAGUGGACACCGUCUUCCAGUCGCUGCGCAAAGGACUCAAGGAGUACCUGGAGGGUCACCAGGCAGAGAUGGACUUCCUGUCUUCUCAGCAGAGAGAGACCAAGAGAAACUCCAGACUGGCUUUUCUUUAUGAUCUGGAGAAGGAGAUCAGAGCUUUGGAGAGAUACAUACGGAGAUUAGAGUUUCAGAUCAGCAAGGUGGAGGAGCUUUAUGAGACGUAUUGUAUUCAUUGGAGGCUGUGUCAGGGAGCGGUGAACAUGAAGAGAGCCUUCUCACUGUCACCCUCCACCAGAGCCUCCAGAGACAGCCUGCUGGAGCUCAGCCGCAACCACACACACAGCUUGCAGGACAUGUCAGUUAUGGAGGGAGAGUUGGAAAUACUCCUUGGAGAGCUACACAUCAAAAUGAAAGGUCUGAUCGGUUUCGCUCGACUCUGCCCUGGAGACCAAUAUGAGGUGGUGGUACGGUUGGGCCGCCAGCGGUGGAAGAUCAGAGGGAAGAUCGAGUCUGACGACACUCAGGCCUGGGACGAAGAGGAGAUGGUCUUCCUCCCUCACAUACAGCACAACUUCGAGAUCAAGGUGACGGAGGCGAAGGGUUUGGGUUGGCUACUGGUCGGCAUGGUGACGUGUGCGAGCGCUGACUUCUUUGUGGCGAGGCCGCAGCUGAUGCUGGUGGACAUCACGGAGCUGGGAACCAUCAAACUGCAGCUGGAAGUCACCUGGAACCCGUUUGACAGCUCAGAGAAGAUGAGGCCGCUGUCAGUCAGCAGGCAGUCGGUGUCCAGCAGGAAGAGCUCCGUCUACAGCUGGACCGCACCGAGCACCCCCUCCUUCACAGAGAAAUACUUUAUAUCGAUGAUGCGUGAGCUGCAGGAUCCGGAAGGUUCCCUCCCUUCUCUGGUGUCUAAGAGUCGAUACAACAGAGGCGGCGUGUCUCUGCUCAGCUACCUGUCCAACCCCUCACACACCGGCACGCCAAACCACAGCCAGCAGAGCCCCUACAGUCGCAUGCGGACUCACAGCUACCCCUCCAGCCACAGUCAGGGCACCAGUCUGGGGGGAAGCCAGACUCAGCUGUUCUUCGAGGAGGAAGAAUCCCUGGAGGUCUCUACAGAGGAGGGGGAGAGGAGGGAGGAGAAGGAUGAAGAGGAGGAGUGGGAAAGUGUGUUGGAUAAUUCCUCCAUUCCGGCGCAGAGUAAAGCUGGUUCCCUGCUGGCUCUGCAGAGGUCCAGCACUCCUGACAUCCUCAGGAAGAACACAGAUGGAGAAGCAGACACAGAUAAACACAGUGCAGCGCGGGGACAGGACCCUGUCAGCAUUCAGGACUCCUCACAGUGUGUGUCAUAUUCUGCCCCUGCAUCACCCACAUCACCUUCCAAACUGACGGUCCCACCUCCUUCCUCCCCCACGACCACUGCUCCAACCCCGGGAAGGUUGGGGGUGAGCGGCGCCCAGCGCAGGGCCCAGGCCAUCAGGCUGGGAGCCCUUUUCGCAGAGCUGGAGAAGACCUUACAGAACCAGAGCUGCCCUGAGAAGGAGCUGAGGGCCCUAGACCAACAGAUACUGCACCUGUCUACCAUCCUGAAGAACAACCUCUCCCUGCUGAGGAGCUCAUCCUCAGAAGAGACUCUGGCUGUAGAGGAAGUCCUGGAAAGCUUCGACUUCCUGUCCAAUGACUUUAAUGCGGAUGAUGACACUUCCUGUUUGGGCAGCCUUAGACUAAAGGACAGUGGCAUCAGCUCUUUGCAGCAGAGCACUGCAAAGACUCUCGGCUUCCUCGCCCAGAACAGCCAGUCAACUUCAGAAGAAGAGUUGGUCAUCACCCCUUUGACUUCUGGGAAUUGGGGUCUCGACCAGGCUCUUGAGACUCACCUGGAUAUUUGUUGUAUCCUGCUCCAGAUGAUAAAAACGACCGACUUCAGCCCAUCUCGGAGGGACCUGCUGGAGGAGAUGUCUCUGCAGGCUGAAGUCCUGGACAGAAUCAGCUGUCUGCUGCUGGAGAAGAACGACAGCCUCUCUGCUAGAGACAUCCUCCCUAAGGCCCAGAGAACAAGGGCUGUGCUGUUGUUCUGGGAAGAGUGUGUGACUGACAGCAGCUCUCCUUUCUGCUGCCUCGCCGACACCUUCGCCAGGACACUAAGGAAACGUUACACACACAAGGUGAAGGCCAAGGAGCCCGGACAGUCAGAGAAAGUGUUCUCUCAGCUCCUGCUGCAGCUGCAGACAGCCUGUCGGAUGGUGCCAAGCCCCCGGCCACUCUGCAGCCCACAGAGAGUGUCCCUCUCCCAGCUGUCUGUCUAUCUGAAACGCUGGAGCAUCCUGGAGCUGGGAGAGCACAUCUCACGCCUCUCAAAAGAAGAGUACAUCCUGUCCGCCUUGAAGGGCCCCAAAAGGAGGCGGGCUUUAAAUAAACUGAGGGGACGGAGCAUUGCAGAGCUCCUCCCCCUGAGUUGCACCCUGCAGACUCUGGCGGCGCUGCAGCUCGACUCCAACCAUAAAAUAUGCAAAGCUGCAGCGAGCUGUCUCUGCAGGGCUGCCGGCUGCAAGGCCUUCAGGAGCAAGGCAGUCGUUUACUACACAGAGAGUUUGAAAAGCACUGAUGUUCAGAUCCAACAAGGCUCCUGUCUGGCACUUAAAUGCCUCAGGGCGACAGAGAGUGUGGACUACAUAGCAGAUGUGUGGAAAUCAGCGGAUGAAGAUCUGCGCUGCGCUGCCAAAGAAACCGUCCUCUCUUUCGGUAAAAAGGGCUACCUGGCCUUCCAGAGGAUGGACCAGCUCUACACUGAGAUGCAGGAGGAGACGUACCAGAACCAAGAGACUGAGAUCACAUUUCUAUAGGAACAAUUAAGACAUUAAGAAGGUCUUUUUCUGAUGGGAGCCAACAUGAAGAGUCUCUGUGAUCCUGAGGAUGAGGAGAGACUACAUGUAAAGAAAGUUUGUGCUGAGGGGGAUGCCAGGAUGAGGAAUGGUACUUUAUUUUUGGUUUGAAAAAGUCUGUGCUACCUUCAUGACAAAUACCAAAAGGGACGAGUCAGAGGAAAAUCUAAAGACAGUGACUUUGGAUCGCUCGUGAGAGAGUUUACUGGGAACGUGAAUUUAUAUUGGUGGAAUACGAAGAGUUUUGUACAAAGAAGAAGGAGUUCUGUUGUCGAUUGCAGUGCCACUAUUUAACAUGCGAAGAUGCCUCAUGCAGCUGUAAAAUGAUUCCUGCUUUACAUGGUUUUACAAGGUUUACAUGGUUUGAAAAAAAUGAAGGAUAAAUGUAUUAUUAAUUCACAUAAUGUAACAAGUGAGUGAUUAAAUAGCAUAACCCUAACAUUGGAAUAUCUGUGAACGUUAAACACUUAGAGACCAAAUAAAUCUGCCUGAACCCGUCCUGUCUGACAGUCAGGUUUUAAAAGAGGAAAUAAACCUCAUGCAGAAGAA